GACGAGAGCAUGUCGCUGCUAGGACCGCACCCCGAGGACAACGACACCGACCAUUUGGUUGACAGCAGCGAUGGAGGCGCAACCGGAGGCGCCGCGCCGCGCUCCGCACUGGAAUUCUGCCGCGCACGGCAGCUGGGCCGCCCGGCUGCCCGCCGAGCCCCGCCGCUUGUCGCCGGGGCCGCCGCGCUGCUCGGGGCCUGCGCGCUGUGGCGGCUGCAGGGCGGCGCUCAGGAGGCCAGCAAGUCGACGCUGCGCACCGGGGCCUCCCCCGGCGACGACCUCGUAGGCCUGCACGAGUCCUCUGGGCACCACUUGAGUGACGACGGCAGAAGGCGCCACUUGACGGCGCCCCUGCACGAGGGCAGGCUAGUGGACGAGUCGGGCCUCGUGGUCGGGUACCCCAUGAAGUCCACCGUGCUUGACUCCGAGGAG
Molecule: messenger RNA, 432 nt
Organism: Prorocentrum cordatum
Lineage: Eukaryota; Dinophyceae; Prorocentrales; Prorocentraceae
Source: the annotation of a GenBank genome assembly